AUGUCCGACGACGACGAUUUCAUGCAGGAUUCUGAUCAGGAAGACUACGAUUUUGAGUACGAGGAUGAAGAUGAGGACCAGGCCGGCGAUGUCGACAUCGAGAACAAGUACUACAACGCCAAGCAGAUGAAGGUUGACAACCCAGAGGAGGCCAUCGAUGAGUUCUUGGGCGUCCCUGCCCUUGAGGAAGAGAAGNGAGACUGGUGCGUACCCUUGUCCUUGUCAGCCGACUCCUUGACUGACACCAGCCAGGGAUUCAAAGGCUUGAAGCAGGCCAUCAAGCUCGAGUUUAAGCUACGCCGCUACGAUGAGGCCGUCCAACACUACCAGGAGCUGCUCACCUACGUCAAAUCCGCCGUCACCCGCAACUACUCGGAAAAGUCCAUCAACAACAUGCUCGACUUCAUCGAGAAGAACGCAGAGGAUGACGCUGCCAACAAGUGCAUGGAGCAGUUCUACUCCAAGACACUUGACUCGUUCCAGAGCACAAAUAACGAACGUCUCUGGCUCAAGACAAACACAAAGUUGGCCCGUCUCUGGCUUGAUCAGAAGGACUACCGCCGCCUGACCGACAAGGUGCGCGAGCUACACAAGGCCUGUCAGUUGGAAGACGGUUCCGACGAUCCAAGCAAGGGCACAUACUCGCUCGAAGUCUACGCUCUGGAAAUCCUCAUGUAUGCCGAAACUCGCAACAACAAACGUCUCAAGGUCCNNGCCCUCUAUCAGCGUGCCCUCAAGGUCAGAUCGGCCGUGCCACAUCCCAAGAUUAUGGGCAUCAUCCGAGAAUGUGGAGGCAAGAUGCACAUGAGUGAAGGUUCGGGAACGCCACGCUUGCGCCUUUUUAGACCCCCAAUGCUGACCCGUCCCCUGCAGNAAAAUUGGAAGGAGGCUCAAUCAGACUUCUUCGAGUCGUUCCGCAAUUAUGAUGAGGCCGGCUCGUUGCAGAGAAUUCAAGUGCUCAAGUAUCUGGUUCUGACGACCAUGCUUAUGGGCUCCGAUAUCAACCCCUUUGAUUCACAGGAGACCAAGCCAUACAAGAACGAUCCUCGUAUCGCUGCCAUGACUGAGCUGGUCGAUGCUUACCAGCGAGAUGACAUUCACCGGUACGAGUCGAUCCUGCAGAAGAACAAGGAUCUGUUGGCCGACCCUUUCAUUGCCGAGAAUAUCGACGAAGUCACGCGAAACAUGCGCACAAAGGCCGUUGUCAAGCUGGUCGCUCCUUACACGCGUUUCCGCCUCUCUUUCAUUGCCAAGCAGCUGAACAUCUCCAUUCCAGAAGUCCAAGACAUUGUGGGCUUCUUGAUCAUGGACCAGAAGCUCCACGGCAAGAUCAACCAGGAAGCCGGAACUGUCGACAUUGAAAGUAGGGCAGACUUGGAUCGCAUGCACGCAGUCGCAGACUGGACAUCAGCUGUGCGUUCUCUGGCUGCAUUCGUCUUGAACGAUGGUGAGGGCUUCAAAGGUGACGAUGGAGCACCAUCCAUGGCAAAUCCCGAGGCGUACUUCCCUCCCUCUACGCAUCGCACCAACAUGCCUUCUGGGAAGCGCAGACUUCAAUCCCGAGUCCCAGGUUGA
Messenger RNA from Aureobasidium vineae, 1575 nucleotides. NCBI's taxonomy places the organism in Eukaryota, Fungi, Ascomycota, Dothideomycetes, Dothideales, Saccotheciaceae. The record is from the annotation of a GenBank genome assembly.